Molecule: messenger RNA, 1995 nt
Organism: Closterium sp. Naga37s-1
Lineage: Eukaryota; Viridiplantae; Streptophyta; Zygnematophyceae; Desmidiales; Closteriaceae
Source: the annotation of a GenBank genome assembly
AUGGGGGGGCACAGAGCAGCUCGGGCCAAGGAGCGGUACCCCUGGGCGCGCUACCGCUGGCUGGACUCCCUCCUGGGCCUGCCCUCCCGGCGCCAGCGCCUCUUCCUCGCGCACCGCCUGGCCACGAGCCCGCUGUGCAACGCGCUGGGGGGGGGUGUUCCUGGGCACGCCCUUCUACGUCAAGACCUGGCAGCGCCACGGCGUGCUGCUGCUGCUGGUUACCACCGCCGUGUCUGUGGGGGUGACGUUCGUGGUGAUGUGGGGCUAUGUGCUGCUGUGGCGCCUGCUGGUGCUGGCCAUGGCAGGCGAGCUUUCAAGCUCUGGCGCAGCACUGCAUUGUACAGCGGGAACAUCUACCACGCUCCUGGCUUUGAUUGGUCGCAUGCCAUGUCAGCACUCGUCAUCCACGCCGGCAAAUUAGACGAGGCCAGCCUGGCACUAUCCACCGAGCCUAUCGCCCGAGCCUACAUCGUCCCACAGCUAGCCUCCAUGCUCAAAACCCCCUUCUGGAAACCCCUUCCCCGCCGCCCAACCACAAACAAAUGCUCCGAUUGGACGCUUUACAUCAGCAACACUGCCCGGAUUCUCCUGUGGAACAUAAUUUUCAUCCUGCCCGCAACAGCUGUAGCACUGCUGUCUCGCCUGCUGGCGCCGUUGAUAAUCUCGGUGGUGCGAAAAGCGGUAGUGACGGUGAGCUUCGGGCUGUCUCCCAAGGAGCUGAGCUUCGCCAGUGUGUUUGUGGACGAGUGCCUGCACCUGGACGAGUGGUCGCCAUCACACCACGUGCAGCACUGGAACGUGCAGAAACUACUGGCGCUGGCCAAGACGCGAUCGAUGCGGGGGGAGGUGAUGGCGGGGUAUGAGGAUGACACGCGUGACAUGGGGAAGGCUGUACUCAGGGAGGGGCUACUUGAAGAGCGGGUGCCUCAAGGGGGCGUAACUGGGAAAGGGAUAGCUGAUGAGGGGUCGAGUGGGGAGGGUAAGGCGGAGGAGAGAAAGGAGCAGGAGGAGGUUGGAGAGAGGGAGGUGAGGGUGACGAGGCAAGGGGAAGGUGAUGGAAGAGUGGGUGUUGAGGGUGCAGGGAGUGCAGGGAUAGACGCAAUACAGACAAGUGUGUCAAGACCACAGCAGGGCAGCUGCAUGCAUACAGCUGAGCGAACGGGGCUCUCUGGUACCCACUUGGGGUUGGGGGAGGCCGUGGAGCCAUUCAGAGCCGCCCAACAACAAAUGGUGGCAGCAGCAGGAGAGAAGGGAGGGAAGGGCAGAGCACCAGGAAGCGUGAGGCCAAGCUUAAGCCUCAUGCAGCAGGCUCUGCGACAGGGGGGGGAGAGAGGGGAGGGCGAUGAGGAAAUGGGUGAAGAAGGGGGUGAAAGCAAGGAAGGGCGAGCGGGGGGAGGGGGCAGCGCUGCAGAGGGAGUUGGACGUGUAGGACGGAAGGGGGGAGUGGGUGAGGCUUUUGUUGAGGGUGCACGUGAAGAGAUGAAAGGAAAGCAGCAGCAGGUGCAGGUAACAGAGGAGAAGGUGGUGAGGCCGAGGCACGAGGGGCAGCUGAAGGCGACAGGAGUGCAGCACGGCAGCGGCAGGCAGCAGCGAGUGCGUGCGAGAGGCAGCAGGGAGGAGGCAGCACGGGUGGCGUAUGAAUUCCUGUGGAACGACGGCGCGCUGGAGGCAGCAGCGAGUGAGUGCGAGACGUACAAGCUGCUGCGCUCGCAGCUGCAGGCCAUCACCCACAACCCGCGCCUCUCCGACCAGGAGUGCGUGCGCCAGGUGAAGCAGCUGUGUGUGAUGAUAGAGGAGCGGUUCAGCGAGCUGACUGGCCAAUUUGACCCCAACCACGGGGCUUACUUUCGAGAUCCACGCAUUAUCAGGGCUAUGGUGCACUUCCUGGGACACAGGGAGCUCCCUGAUUGGUCCAGGGAGAUCGACACUGAUGUGUUGAGGGCUGAACAAAGGAUCAGGUUUGGGAGACUUGGGCACAGGGGUGCAGGUGGAUAG